Girardinichthys multiradiatus is the source of this 4581-nucleotide messenger RNA. RefSeq lists its product as uncharacterized. Bases 1621 to 3234 code for a protein of 537 amino acids. The record is from RefSeq and is a predicted model, not a curated record. NCBI's taxonomy places the organism in Eukaryota, Metazoa, Chordata, Actinopteri, Cyprinodontiformes, Goodeidae. The transcript is spliced from 3 exons.
CCUCAACAAAAAAACUGUUUACACAUUUUACACUUCCCUGAAAACAAACAUCUGACAUUUCCGAUAAAUGGACUUAUCUACACAGAAUGUACUCGGCAUUUCUGUACAGACAAACAUAUUUUUGAUUAUAAGGAUCCAGCAAUAAUCUGGCAGUGGGACACCAAAUCAAACAACUGAAUUUCAGGUUUUAUUUAUGCAUGCUGCUAUGGUGAAACAAGACGGACUGGUGACUGGACACGUCAUCAGUCCUUUAAAUGGUAACACAGAGACACGUUUCUGUUAAAAUUUAAUUGACAGGUUGAUGAAUUAAAAUCCCCACCCAAAUAAAUAAUACAAGUCACCUGUUUUUGUUCAUGCAGCAAAUGCCAGGUACAGCUUGCACACUGCUGGGAUACAACAGUUUAUCGCAGCUGAAGCCUAAAUUAUGCCCUGCAUUUAGUGGUAAACAAAGAAACAACCAUUAGUGAUGCUCAAACUGGGGUCACAUAUAAGCAGAAACCAAUCAAGUUGUUACAUACGAUUACAGUCAAAUGUCAUAAACUAAUAUAACGUUUAAAGAAUUGUUUUACCUCCAUAUAGAGGAGGGUUUUAUUUCAUCCCUAUUGACCGCCAGAGGCGGUGCUUCUGAGUCCGUUCAUAUUUUUUCGGCAAUAGUUGCUGUCCGCUUUGCUUUGAUUGCUUGACUCGCCAGUGGCGUUUUCUGCUCGUACUGAGUCUAUUUACUUUCUUCGGCAGUGGUUUGCUGCUCGCUUUGAUUUGUUCCCUGUUUAUUGGCUCGCCGGUAGCGUUUCUUCUGCUUGUACUGAGUCCGUUUCAUUUUCGGCAGUGGUUUACUGCUCGCUUUUGUUUAUUCCUGUUUGUCUGACUCGCUGGUGGCAUUUUCUGCUCGUGCUGAGUCCUAAGGCUUGUUGCUGUUGUUGUCGUAACAGGGUCUUGACGGCGUUUUUUUCUGCCCGUUCGACCCCAUCUUUUGCCAUCUGUCCCUGGGUCAUGGACAAUCUUUGUUGUGCAUCCUGUUCGGCUCCUCUGCAGCCUGAGGACCAUCAUGACAUGUGUCCCCCCUGCCUUGGUGUUGACCAUCUCAGGGAGGAGCUUUCGGAUCAUGCCUGCCCUAAUUGCAGCGUUCUGCCCCGAGCGGUGCGGUUGGCCCGGCUGUCCUCGGUGGAGCAGCCUCCUGACUGGGCGGUGUCUGUCCAGCAGGAUCCGUUGCCGCUUGGACAGGCUCCAGCCUCAACAAAGCGGUCCGCUGAGGAUGUGCCUUUGGCGUCUGGGAGGAGAGCCAAGUGGCGCGAGCCCCCCGAGACUGUCCACUAGAGUGGAUCAGCUUUCGACGGAGCUGGCCCAGAUGAAGGCCAUCCUUCAGUCUCUCCAGGCGCAUGGUGGCCGCAGUGAGACUUCCCCUCCUGAACAGGGCGUGUCCUCGAAUUGCGAGGCUGAUGCUAUUUCGGGUGCGGCCUCGGGCAUCCUUUUUCGAGAGGCCUUUCCGGAGUUGGGCUCCCGGACCUCAGGUUCGGGCUCCGGUGCCUCUCAGGGAGGUGCAGGGGAACCGGUGUCUGCGGCCUUUCUUGGGGUCCACGAGCAUGGCUCCAAGACUGAGACCGGCUAGGGGACAAGGGGACCAUGGUGGGGCCCAGGGUUCACGUCCAGUUCAGUCAGCUCAAUCUGGGCGGCGUUUCCCUAGGCCCUCCGGGGGCCAGGGGGCCCGCCGGUGAUGUUUUGGAGCCGGCGGUUGGUUUUUUUUCCCCUAGGAUACCGUCUUCAGUUCCACCGCUGGCCUCCCGUCCCCAGUCGAGCCAAGAUGACGGUCAUCUGCGACCCUAUGAAGGCUCAGAUCCUGGACUGGGAGAUCUGCACCUUGCUAGCCAGGGGUGCGAUUGUUCCGGUGGACCCCUGGGGGAUACAGGGCUUUUUUAUUCAGUUUAUUUUCUGCUUCCCAAGAAGACCGGUGGUCUUCGUCCAAUAUUGGACCUCCGGGGUCUGAACGCUUUCCUCAAGGUUAUGCCUUUUCACAUGUUGACCACCAGGGAGGUCCUGCAAGCGAUCUCCCCCGGGCGACUGGUUCAUGUCAUCGACCUGAAGGACGCUUAUUUUCAUGUCCCCUUUGCUCCGGAUCAUUGGCGGUUUCUCCGCUUUGCGUUUCACAGGAGGCAAUUCCAGUUCAGGGUUCUUUCCUUUGGUCUUUCUCUCUCUCCUCAGGUGUUCACCCGGUGUGUGGCAGUGGCCCUUUCCCUCCUGCAGGCACGGGGACUGCGGAUCCUGCCUUAUUUGGACGACUGGCUCAUUUGUGCUGUGACCCGCGAUCAGGCAAUCCAAGACACUUGGACGGUACAGUCUCUGUCCCAGUGGCGGAACGGAUCCUACAUCAUGGCGGGUAUUCCGCUUGGCCCCCUUCGGUGUUGGAGGGAAGUCGUCCAUGUGGAUGCUUCCUCCAAGGGUUGGGGAGCAACCUGGCAAGACCGUGCGGCUCAGGGUGUGUGGUUCCCCUGGCAGAGCGGGGUCCAUAUCAAUGUUUUGGAGCCAAUGGCUGUGUUCCUGGCGCUCCGUGCUUUCCUUCCAGGGCUGCUGGGGAGACACGUUUUGGUUCGGUCGGACAACACCACAGUUGUCUUUCACAUAAAUCACCAAGGGGGGUUCAGAUCUCUGAGACUAUUGUCCCUGACCCGUCGGCUCCUGGGCUGGGCAGCGCCACGUCUUGCCAGCCUCAGGGCGGUCUAUAUUCCGGGUCUGCAGAACGUGUCCGCGGACUUUCUGUCUCGGCAGGUGCUGCUUCUGGGGGAGUGGCGGCUUCACGCAGAGGUGGUGGAUCACAUUUGGGCGACCUUCUGCAGAGCGGAGGUGGACCUGUUUGCCUCCAGAGAUGCGGUUUACUGUCCCCUCUGGUUCUCCCUGAUGGACAGUGCCAGUCCUCUCGGCUGCGACGCACUGGCGCACGAGUGGCCCCGGACCCUUCUCUAUGCCAUUCCCCCUGAUCCCCCAGACGCUCCUGAGGGUUCUCCAGGACGGGCACGGGCUUCUGUUGGUACCCCCGUUUUGGCUGGGGAGGCCCUGAUUUCUUCUACUGUGCAGGCUCUGCUCCGGCUCGCUGAUGCGCCUCCCCUCCAGGAGAGACCUCCUAUCCCAGAUGGGGGCCGGAUUCUCCACCCCGAUCCGGGCCGCCUGAAACUCUGGCUUUGGCCUCUACAGGUGCAGGCUCCUCCUUCUCCCAUUAUGGGGACAGGAUGGGACAGAUCAUGACUGGCACAUGGGCGCCGUCCACGCGGGCCACCUAUGGUGCUAAGUGGGCGGUCUUUGUUGACUGGUGCCGUGGUAAGGGUGCCUGGACCUGUUCGCUGUCCUGUUUCCCAUUUGCUGUCCUUCCUUCAGGAGUUGCUGGAUCUGGGGCGAUCCCCUUCCACUUUUAAGGUGUAUGUGGCAGCCAUUUCUCGUUGGCAUGUCGGGUUUGGUGGUUGCCCUGUUGGCCGGCAUGGGAAUGUUACGCUGUUCCUGAGGGGUGCCAGACGCUUGUGUCCACCCAGGCGCCCUGUGGCCCCUGCGUGGGAUUUGUCGCUGGUGCUUGCGGCCCUUCAGUCUUCCGCUUUUGAGCCCGUUACGAGGAUGGACCUCAAGUGGUUCUCCCUGAAAACCACCUUCCUGUUGGCCAUGGUUUCUGUUAAACGGGUGGGGGAAUUGCAUGCUCUGUCUGUGUCUGAACCAUGUUGUCAGUAGUACCCGGAUGGCUCCGGUGUUACGCUGUGGACUAAUGCUUUCUUUGUUCCAAAGGUGCUUGCAGUGGCUGGCAGUGUUCUACCGCUCCGGCUUUCCCGUUUUAAUCCUGGUACCCCCUUUGAGCCUCUUUGCCCUGUCCGAGCGCAUGAGGCGUAUGUCCGCUCCACGACACCCAUUUGUCAGACUGACUGUCUCUUUGUCUGUUAUGCUGGCUCUCGGAAGGCUCGGGCCCUUUCUAGACAGCGACUGGCACGUUGGAUUGUGGAGAUUAUCUCUGUGGCUUACUCCUUGCAGGAUCGGCCCCUGCCAGGCGGCGUGCGAUGUUACUCCACUGGGAGCCUGUCCACCUCAUGGCCUACCAUGACCGGGGUGCCUCUAGAGGCCAUUUGUGAGGCAGCUUCCUGGACGGCGCCAAGCACCUCUGCCAGAUUUUAGAGUGAAUGUCGCCACGCUGCAUCCCCUGUAGGGCAUACUGGAGCAACAACCUUCUGCAUCCCGCUGAGUUUUCAGACUGGGAAAUGGGUGGAAGACAUGCAGCAAAGGUCCCAAGGUCGGGAAUCGUACCCUGGACAGCUGGGUCUACCCCUCCUCUACCCCUACACCUCGCACCGCUCCAUGCCAAUAAAGUUUUGACAGAAAAUACCUACUAUUAUUUUUUGACAACAAUGCACUCAUAAACUCAUACUAAAGGGCAAGUUAUAUGAUUUUGAAUGAUUUUUUAAAAUACCGUACCUUUUUAGUUUUGACCUAAAUAUGUAAUCCUGGUACUAUUUGACAGCAAGUCAAUCAAAAAUGGACAAUAUGAAAAAAAAGAAGAGCAUAUAAAUAAGUAAAUGUGGCCCCUGUCUGUUCUAUAUUGGCACCCAUGCAGGAAGA